Molecule: messenger RNA, 6154 nt
Organism: Anthonomus grandis grandis
Lineage: Eukaryota; Metazoa; Arthropoda; Insecta; Coleoptera; Curculionidae
Gene: Lrp4
Product: low-density lipoprotein receptor-related protein 4
Exons: 24
Coding region: 40-6012 (1990 amino acids)
Molecular function (GO): calcium ion binding; protein binding
Source: RefSeq, a predicted model, not a curated record
AAUCUCCAGGUGGGGACCAUCUGGAUUAGGAACUGAGCCAUGUUAUAUUAUUUGCCGAAGGGAAUUUUCGUUGGGAGUGUUUGGGUGCUGGUGAUCAGCUGUGUAACAUGCGAUCCAGAAUAUUCGAAGAACGCAACGUCGCCCGUCCAUCCGGGAGCCGCUCGCCAAAUGUACGGUUCCAGUUCCCUCCGUCAAUCCGGUAAAAAGAAUCCGGUCCUGGCAACCGGACAACGGAAGUACGGAGUCCGGACGACGAUCAAACCGGACUUGCAAUCCCGCUAUCCCUUUUCCUACCCUUACGAGUACUUCCCUUUACCGAUUCCCGCCUAUGCCAUUCCAUCCAUCUUCGAAAAACCGGAUUUCGAUGGACCCCAGAACCGGGGCGGCGGCGUACUGCUGAACGGGAUGUACGGGGGAAGGGUGGAGUAUCCCACUUUGGGGGUGAAUCCUGCGAACGUACCAUGGGGAAUGAUAUCAGGACGAGGUUAUGGGGAUUCUUAUGACGUUGUGGGGCAGGAUGAUGCUGAAACCUCUCAAUGCUCAGUGAAAUGUAAAAGUGGAAUGUUCUUGUGUAAAAGUGACUGCAGCUGCAUCAAAGGGGAGUAUAGAUGUGAUGGACGGUCUCACUGUUCAGAAAAUGAAGACGAAGAAACUUGCAAUGGUCCAGUGGCUUUGCCACCGGAUCCCGUGGUAAUAUGCGACGAAUCCAAGAAUUUCAUCCUUUGCCCCAAGACUAAGAGAUGCGUGUCACGGGAUUGGUUAUGCGAUGGAGAUGAUGAUUGUGGAGACUAUUCUGACGAAACCAGAUGUGGUUUCUUACAAAAUUGCACCUCGGAUCAGUUUCAAUGCGAAAACGGACUUUGCAUUCCCAAAGUUUGGAUAUGCGACAACGACAAUGACUGCAGGGACUUUUCAGACGAGACCAAUUGUACCAAAAUUGCCUGCUCAGCUGAAGAGUACGAAUGUACUGAUGGCAAAUGCAUCUCGAUUAACUGGAAGUGUGAUCAUCAUAUCGAUUGUAUCGAUGGGUCUGAUGAAAGGGAAUGUGAUCUGGCUCCUGCUCACUGUAACGAACGCGAGUUCCAAUGCAGCAACCGCAAGUGCAUCAAGUUCGAGUUCAAGUGUGACGGAGAUGACGACUGUGACGACUGGAGUGACGAGAACGACUGUCCGAGGAACAUCGGUGAAUGCGUCUCAGGAGAAUUCAAAUGUAAAAAUGGCGAAUGUAUUCCGAAACGUUGGGUCUGUGAUAACCAGAAGGAUUGUCCGAACGAAGAGGACGAGGCGAAUUGUGAAUAUGCUGUGAAUAAAACCUGCAAUUCCGAUGAGUAUACUUGUCCCGGUGGUCAAUGUAUACUGAAAACGUGGGUUUGUGAUGGUGUGGAAGAUUGUCCACACGGUGAAGAGGAGUCGAAAUGUGAUAUAGUGUGUGACGAUGCCAAGUUUCCAUGCACCGGACCUGGUGCCAAUGGUACCGCCGUGGUGUUUUGUAUUGCAAAGAAGCGAAAGUGUGACGGGCAUAAGGAUUGUCCGAAAGGGGAUGACGAGAAGAAUUGCCCGGCGAGGCGUGACUGUGAACCGAAAACCAAGUGUGAACAACUCUGUGUUACUUAUAACGGCGAAAGGAACGGGUGUGGCUGUAAUAAUGGGUUUAAACUGGAUAAAGAUGGCGUUACUUGCAACGACAUAGACGAAUGCAUGUACGCCACAGACCCCGUAUGUUCCCAAAAGUGCAACAACACCGUUGGAAGCUUCAAGUGCGGUUGCAUGACAGGUUACGUCCUCAGGCCAGACCUGAGAACUUGUAAGGCCGUCGGCGCUCCCCCCACCCUACUUUUUGCCAACAGGAUCGAUAUAAGACAAAUGUCCUUGAGCAACACGAAGUACAAAUUGCUCCUGAAAGGACUCCAUAACGUCAUAUCGCUGGACUACCAUUACGAGAAGCAACUGAUUUUUUACUCGGACGUAUCGACUGAUAAGAUCAAGAGUGCAGCUGUCAACGGAACUGACGUGUCCACCAUUGUUAGCUCAGGCUUGGACUCACCAGGUGGUUUGGCAGUAGACUGGAUCCACGAUUUGCUUUACUGGACCGACUCUGGCACCAAACGGGUCGAAGUGUCCAAACUGGAUGGCAGCAAUAGGGCGGUGAUCGUUGCGAACGAACUGGACAAACCGAGAGCCAUAGCUAUCCAUCCAGACGAAGCUUUUGUGUUCUGGAGCGACUGGGGUCCGAAUCCGAAGAUCGAACGUGCAGAAAUGGACGGUUCUGGUCGGAAAAGCAUCGUUACAGAAUCAAUUUUUUGGCCUAACGGUUUGACUAUUGAUUACACUUUGAAUCAAAUCUAUUGGGCGGAUGCCAAGCAUAACGUCAUCGAAUGUUCCCUCCUGGAUGGCUCUAAGAGGAAGAAGGUUAUUACUAAAGGGCUUCCGCAUCCGUUUGCCAUAACGAUAUUUGAGGAUGCCCUUUUCUGGACCGAUUGGCAUACGAAAUCCAUAGCGACUGCCAAUAAGCUGACUGGGGCUGGAUAUAAGGCUCUGCAUUCACGUCUGCAUUUCCCUAUGGAUAUUCGAACGUUCCAUCCACAGAGGCAGCCGAUGUUUAACAACCGAUGUGGAAGUAAUAAUGGAGGUUGUGAACAUUUGUGUUUGCCCAACAGGAGAUCUUUUACCUGCGUGUGCCAUAUGGGGCAAAGACUACGCCCGGAUAAGAAGACUUGUCACAAUCCAGACGUCUUCCUGUUGUUGGCCAAGAAGAGGGAUUUGAGGAUCAAACAUCUGGAUGGUGCGACAGAUAAGCAAUACGAGAUGGUGAUCCCGUUGGAGAAUGUGAAAAAUGCCGUGUCAGUUGCGUGGGAUUCAGAUGCUAAUUUGAUUUUUUGGGCAGAUAUUGCCAUGAAAACGAUCAAUCGGGCGUUCUGGAAUGGAAGCUCGCACGAAGUUAUUGUCGGCGCCAAUUUGGCUUCUCCACGUGGUCUGGCCUACGAUUGGGCCACUUCCAAACUAUACUGGACCGACGCAGAGUUUUCCAGAAUUGAAGUGGCCUACUACGACGGAUCCUCGCGGUCCUUGUUAAUUUGGGAAAACCUGGAUAAACCCUGUGACAUCAUUGUGGAUCCUCAUAAUCGACUAAUGUUCUGGGCUGAUCAAGGGGCAUCACCAAAAAUUGAAAAAGCUUACAUGGACGGAUCGAACAGAUCAGUCCUGGUAUCUAUUGACAUUUCAUCGCCCAAUGGAUUAAGUAUUGACCAUACAAGUUCAAAAGUGUACUGGACCGAUGGGGGCUUGCGCACUAUCAAUUCGAUCAAUAUAGAUGGCACUGGAAGGAAAACCCUUCUAAGUGGACCAUCCUUACCAUAUCCUUACGGCAUAGACGUGUUUGAUAGCAACAUCUACUGGUCAGACUGGAUGAACAAAUCAAUAGAAAAAGUCAAUAAAGUUUCAGGUGAAAAUCGAACGAUUGUAGCAACCAAUUUACCGGACGUCAUGGCUAUCAAAGUGUUCCAUCGUAACAGGAAACACUUGAAAACUAGUUGUGAUAGCAACAAUCAUUCACCCUGUUCAGAUUUAUGCUUGCUAAAGCCUAAAGGAAGAACAUGCGCAUGUCCCACUGGAAUAAAAUUGAAAGAGGACAAAAGAACUUGCCACAAAGGUCCGUUGAACUACUUAAUUAUGGCACAUCGUAUGGACAUCCGUCAAAUAUCCUUGGACGUCCCAUAUAUGGUGGACGUGGUGCUUCCAUUCAAACAUCUAAAAACCGCAACAUCGGUCGACGUAGAUCGUAAAACUGGAGAAGUUUACUGGACCGACACCGCUGAGGAUUGUAUCCAGAAAGCUGCUCCCGAUGGCUCCAAUAGGCAAACCAUUAUCAGUCUGGAAAUCGAGUCUCCUGAUGGGAUUGCCAUCGAUUCCACUGGAAGAAAGAUCUAUUGGACCGACGCAGAACGAAACAGCAUCGAAGUAUCCGAACUGGACGGGACAAACCGAAAAGUCCUUUUCAACUAUCAAAUUUACAACCCACGUGCGAUCACUUUACACUACCAUCAUGGUAUAAUGUUCUGGUCGGAUUGGGGAACGGAAAGUCCAAAAAUCGAACGCGCUUCUAUGGACGGUACCAAUAGAAUAACGAUCAUAAGUGAGAACAUCACGUGGCCCAACGGUUUGGCCAUCGAUAGACCGGCGAACCGUUUAUACUGGAACGAUGCCAAAAGAAACACCAUCGAAUCCUGCGAUCUGGAUGGGAGGAAUCGCAGAUUGAUCCUCACCAAGUUGCCUCAUCCUUACGGUCUGGUCGUGGUUGGAAAUCACAUUUAUUGGACCGAUUGGAGGACGGAGAGUUUGCAUAGGGCCGAAAAGGAAACUGGCGAUGAUCGUACCAUCAUAAGAGGAGACUUGCCUGGACUUAUGGAUAUUAGGUCGAUCCAGUAUGAUAAUAUUGCUGAAAAUGCUUGCGGACGCGAUAAUGGAGGCUGCAGUCAUUUGUGUUUGAGGAAUCCCAAAGGGUUUUCCUGUGUUUGUCCUACAGGAUUAUCCCCAUCAAAAGACAACCCGAAACGUUGCCAAACCGUUCCGGACAAUUUCCUAUUGACCGCAGCCAGAUACUCGCUGAGUCAACUCAGCUUGGACACAAUGGACGCAUGGGACGUGACCCUUCCAAUAAAAGACGACAUGCAAAACGUAAUCGCCAUCGACUUCCAUUGGAAGAAGAAACUGAUUUUUUACGCCGAUAUUGGCAGAAAUAUCAUUAUGAGUGUCAGUAUGCACAACUUUUCUGACGUCAGAGUGAUUGCUAGUAAGGACUUACAGUCACCAGAGGGACUGAGCGUCGAUUGGUUGGCGGAUAACAUUUAUUGGACCAACACUGGGAGGAAAAUGAUCGAGGUCGCUAAGUUGGAUGGUAGAUAUCGAAAAGUGAUUGCUGCAGACCUCGUAGAUCCCCGAUCCAUAGCAGUAAAUGGAAAAACUGGAUAUUUAUACUGGAGCGACUGGAAUCCCUCACAACCGAGAAUCGAGCGUGCUCACUUGGACGGCAGUAGUAGAAAAGCAAUCGUCUAUUCCGAUAUCGCUUUCCCUAUUGGUUUAGUGGUGGACUUUGAUAACAGAAGACUUUAUUGGAUCGACGCCAAACUGAACGAAGAAAGAAUUGAAACUUCUGAUUACCAUGGAAGGAACAGAGUGACGAUUCCCAUUGAUAAGACCCAUCCAUUUUCCUUGGCAUUGUAUCAACAAUGGAUAUUCUGGACCGAUUGGGACCAAAGAUGCAUCAUGAGAGCGGAAAAGAUUAACGGGCAUGAUAAGUUGCUGGUCAGACCCAUGCAUGCCGCCAUGGGUAUUACAAUGGUAACGGAAGAGCGGCAAACUGGAUGGAAUCCUUGCUUAAUGAAUAACGGAAACUGUACUCACUUUUGUUUUUAUAAAAAACAAGGGGUUUAUAGUUGUGGCUGUCCUGAUGAGGAGGCUAUAGGCUGUAAGAAAUAUCCUAUGGUGCGCGUGGAUCCUAAAUGUCCGGAAAAUAAAGGUUAUGACUGUCCAGGGCCGGACGAUGAGUUUUUCAAGGACGAUGAUUAUUUUGACUCGGGGCUGGACCAUGAUCAAGAGCCGGAUCCGGCGGAGAAUGCCGCCAUGGACAGGACCGUAGCGUUUUAUGUUAUUACUUUGGUUCCUAUGGUGGCUCUCGUAUUAGGAAGUGUAGCAAUCGUAGCCUACAUAUUUAUUAAAAAAGGAAAGAAAAACUACUUAUAUGGUGCGAGCAGAAGUUUCUCAAAUCCAAAUUACUAUUCGAACGAUCCGUCGAACCCUCAGAAUGCGGGAGAUCGGAGGCAGUUUAUCUGGAAACGGCUGAAAUAUGAUAAAACUCAGGAAAGAGUUUACGAGGAAACCGUGGUGGCAAAUCCAGAAGUAACCAGCCUAAUCCCCACCAUUUUGACCCCGUGCAGUUCAAACUGCGAGGCAGUCACUCCAGAGUUGGAAAGGUCUCCGUCUGUCACGCCUUUACAUAAGGUGGAAAUCCAGUAAUUAUUUUCCAUAUAAAUUACCACGAAAAAAAAACCAAAAAAAAAAGAAGAAAUGUAAGUAUAAACGAACGAUCACUAGUCACCUAAAUCAACAAAAUAUGUGUAUUUCUAUUUUAGUAAAAUAUAUAUUUUUUUUUCGAGAA